Ectocarpus siliculosus is the source of this 2931-nucleotide messenger RNA. The record is from the annotation of a GenBank genome assembly. Lineage: Eukaryota; Phaeophyceae; Ectocarpales; Ectocarpaceae.
AUGACCGACGUCCCUCGCCUCAAGAAGAUGAUGGUCUGGUUGCCGCGCCGCCCGCGGAGCUCACGAUUCAGUCCCCCCAGCGACGGGACCGGGUCUCCAACGUCAUUUGACGCGGCUCGUGCAGCGAUGUGCCUCCUGAAAGAGGAAGACCACGUGUGGACGAUCGAGACCUGCAUGGAGACCAUCAACCUCCUGCGCGCUCGGAACAAUGCUCUCAAGGAGCAGCUGCUCGACGUCGACACGAACUUCACCGACCACGUGCAAGCGCGGCAGCGGAAGAUCCAGGAGCUCACCCUGGCGGUCGAGAGCGCCUCCGCGAUCAAAGAACAGCUUGAAGCGACCGUGGAGUCGGAGAGAGGCGACCGCCGGCGGCAGGAGAGGGACCAGCAGCGCCAGAGGGAAGCGGAAGCUGCUGCCUAUCAGGAGACCAUAAAAGCUCUCACGUCUGAGGUGGAGAGCUUGCAGGGGUAUUCUGGCGAGAGGGACCGCGUCAACGCCCAGCUAGCGGCGCUCGAAGCGGCAAACGCGGAGCUUCAGGAUCAGCAAGAGAUAAAGCUUCAAUCGCUGAGGAAGAAGCUCUCGGAGGUUGAAGCGGCAAAGGAAGACGAGGUCGCCCGGUUGGUGCUCGAGGCGAAGGAGAACAUGCGCGAUGAGGUCGAGAUCGCGUUCGGGGGCGCACACGAAAGACUCCUUCAGGAAAACCAGGAGCUGAAAGACAAACUGAAGCAGCUCGACUCCAAGCUUCAGAUUAUUCUGUCGGAGCUUGAGCACGAGACCGCGGCAAAGGCGGGCUUGAAGACGGAGCUGGAGAUAGCCAGAGCCAUGGAGAGCAAAUCGGCGGGGAAAAUCAAGUACUACAUGAGGAUGCUGAAACGGAGCGCCGCCGAGCUCGCUCAUCAGUGUGAGAGUGGCGGCCACAACAGAGGGUACGGGUCAUCAUUUUUCAACGACCAUGGAGGGAAUGCCGCCGCUGCCGAUGAGGCGUCGAACCUACGAGGGUGCCAAUCGUCCAGCUUAGAAGGAAGAAGCAAGGCGGGGGCAGGAAGAGGAGACGGGGUAAGAAAGGCGCCGUCUAAGGGGGGCACAAGACCGGGGACCGCGCCGGCCAAGGUUCGCUCAGGCGGGGGCAGGGUCGGGGGAAGAGAAGGCGGCGGCCAUGGAAACAACGGCAAAGCAGGAGAGCAGGAAUCCCUCAACAGCGCAAUUUUGAUUGACGGAGAUUGUGCGCGUCAAAGAAGCGGCUGCUGCAGCGGCGGCGGCGGCCGCGGCCCCGGCUGUGAAAAAAACAGCCAACCACACACCCCAACCGAUAAACCAAAUCAACUGAGGAAAAGGAGGGCACAAACCGCGGCACGAUCGCGAGCCAGCGCCCCAACUGAUAACGUCGGCGGCAACUACGGUAGCCGAUGCUGGUGUGGCAGUGGAGGCAACGGGGCAGGAACCGGGAAACGCUGCAGUACUUGUGCAGGGGGGACCAAGAGACAUCCCAGGAGAAGGGCUCAGACCGCGGACCGAUCUCGAGCACGGUCGUCCGCGAACGGCUCACCCCAGUACAACAUAUGUGGCCGCAAUUAUUACCCCGCACCAGAAACACCCCCCCCGCCGUCACAAUCCAGGCCUCCUCCUCCUCGGACCGGCGGCGACGGCGGGGGCGACGCAGACUACGUUCCCGUCAUGGCCGCCGACGGAAGGGUCGACCAAGCCCCGGCAAGGGGCACGAUUGAUGUGGUCGACACCAUCGGCCGACACGCGCAGAGAAGAACGCCGCAGGCGGGGACAGGGAGGGGAGGUGCCAGCGAUGGCCAGCGCAGCGACGGGGGACCGGGGCAAGAAAAUAUCGAGGAAAACGAAGCUGCUGCUGUCGCCGCCACUGCCGAAGGAAGGAAAGCGGGAGGACGAGGACGAGGAGAAGGAGAGGCGGUGCUUCUGGCCGAAAGGAGGGUUCCGCAGGCACCGACGUGCGAGAUGGCACGACCGCCAAACGGUGGCAGCAGGAGCGGUGGGCAGCAAAAAAUGAAGCACGACGUGGGGGCGGCAGCGGCGGCGGCGGAAGUGGCAGCGGUGAAUGGAGGGGCAGUGGGAGAUCUCCCCCCCUCCCGCUGCCCGAAGGAGGGGGUCGACAUGGAAAGAUCGGGGUCCGCAGGGGACGGGCGAGCUGUGCAGAACCGUGAGCACGAGUUGUUCCAAACUCUCAUCAGAAGGGCAGAUCCGGAGAAGGACGCAGCGAACAGCUGGACACAGCAGAACCUUGACCUCGACAACGAGCCCGCUCUUCGAGUCGACGAUCACGACAGGAAUUGCGACACUCUCGCCGUCGGUCAGCAGUCGUGGGGGGAAGAAGAACGGCUUCUCAGGGCGGUGGAUGACGGUGACCUGGACCUGCUCUCACCCCGUGGCAGGCAACAACAAGAUAACUGCCAUAACCCUCCUUCAAGAGCCGCCAGAGCACGGGCGGCGCUUGCCGUCGCAGCGAAGGGGGGCCCCUUCGCCGCCAGCCCGCCGCGCCCGCAACAGACGGUGCUCGUGCGGGAGAGGCUCGGCGGCGUCGGCACCGGCGCGCCGACGGCACCCCGACAGUCGGAGAUCGAUGCGGUAGCCGCCGAGGAAGCUGCCAAGGCGGUGAUGGAGGCCGCCACUGCCCAAAGGGCGGCGCAGAGGCUAGCCGCGGCGGCGGCGGCGGCGGCGGCGGCGGCUCAACUAACGGGGGAAGCGGGUGGUGUUGGUGUUGGUGUGGCUCCGGCGGAGGCGGGAGGAGCGGGAGCGACAACGGCGGCGGAGAAUGCCACUGACGAGGGUGGAGACGGCGGUAAUGACGGUGGUGGUGCCUCUGGCGGCUUCUCUCGGCAAGACAUGAUGAUGAUGGCCGGGGAACCCGCCGGACAGAGAGGAGCGGGAGAGACACCCCCCUCGCGGGGUUCACUUCAUUCCUAA